Cryphonectria parasitica EP155 is the source of this 3603-nucleotide messenger RNA. RefSeq lists its product as uncharacterized. The coding region runs from base 215 to 3373 and encodes 1052 amino acids. The record is from RefSeq and is a predicted model, not a curated record. The transcript is spliced from 4 exons. NCBI's taxonomy places the organism in Eukaryota, Fungi, Ascomycota, Sordariomycetes, Diaporthales, Cryphonectriaceae.
CAACACAUAGCAAACGCGUCCCUCCAGAGUAGCAGAUCUGGGCAGAUGGAUUGAUUGACUCCAAUAUGUGCUCCUUAUUCUUUUGACAUCUCAAUUUCUCUCGUCUCCAGCAGAAUUACGUCGUGUCGCGUGACCGUCUAGCAGUUUGUUUACUUUGAUUUAGCGACCAGCCCUACCAUCCAGUCGCCUCGGCGCAGAACGCGAUAUCGCAAAUAUGCAGGGCAACAAGGUCAGCCAGUCGAUAAGCUCAGCACAAAGUGCCUGGGAGAAGGUGGCUGGACAAGGCGAUAUAUCAUGGCUCGAUGACACCUCCUAUAUACCCUCGAGUUGCUUCGAACCUCCUAUCGUCACGUCACGACCCCGGGCUUGGGACCGUAUUGCUGUGCCUUCCGCGCUCUUGCGCCACAGCGACGACAAAAUUUACAAGCGUGUUACCACGAGGCCCCACGAGAACAAAUUCUACCGUCUGGCCGCUGCGGAGCUGGAUAGCCAGGGAUUUGGGGCGAGGAAACGCGUCAGGACGUUGGCAUUCAUUCCUCCAUAUGGGAAACCGUUAUUUGAGAAAGAGACAGCGCCUGAGAUUGCUGGCGAAGACGUAUUGGCCAAGGCGAGAGAAGAAGUCAAGAAUGCCUUGGAUUCCAUCUGGCAGGACAAUCUGCGCAUCCGCCAGAAACCUUACUCUCACAAGAGGUCCACCUUCGACCCGGCCCACCUCAUCUGGGUUCCACGGAAGAGACACAACACUCGCUGGCCGAUCAACCCACCGAAUGAGCACGCAGAACAGAUCGCUCCCCUGCAACCUUUCAUCAAGUUUGAACUGCAUCCAAGCCAAAUAGACGAAGCCGCGUGUGUGGAUGUUCAAGAGAAGGACGUACCUCAAUCGCCAACACUACGUGUGUCUGGGUCGCUGGACCUCGCAAGCGAGGCACAGAAUCAGAAGUCAGCGCGUCGCCGACGUACGAUUCGCCCAUCCCUAAGUACAAUCUCGGAGGACAUCAAGGAGGCAUCCUUCCUCGCCUUAACUCCGAGCACCCGGAAGUAUGCUGCCUACGCAUCUCCAACAAAGCGUUGCUCUGCUAUGGCAGACAAGAGCAAGACACCUACGAAAGUGGCAGAGUCGCCAUUGAAGAAUUUUACUGUGUGCGCCACGCCAAGAACCGGCAUGAUCAAGGUGGAAAACACCAGCCUUGUCUUAUCAGCAUCCCUUAGGGGCGAAGAGAGUUCCGCAUUUCCUCUACCCGAUAUGAGCGAGCCAGGUCCUCGUCGGGUUUCGCUGGCCGCAGCAAGCGAUCGCCCAGAGCCGAAUCACACCGAGGGCACAGCUGCCUUUGCCAGCGUCGCUGAAGAAGCCGGCGCGUCUGUGACGACCGUUGCAGUCUUCGAUCAACCACAUCACGACGUCCCAGAUGAGCCGGAACAUGAGACUAAGAGGCGCAUGUCCCUCGACAGUGCACGCCGCAGUGGCAGGCAAUCUGAUCUUAGGAUCAUCAAGAGAGCUCUUGACUGGAGAACCGACACCCGAGCGGGCAAUCGGCGCCGCCACAGUGACGCCUUGCAUCUCUAUGGGCACCAUGACGCAAUUGUCAACCGUCGCCGCACCCUUGAUAUUGAUGUGGGCAGAGACCUCGACAUUUUCGGUCAACCCGCUCAACCGAGCUCGGAAUGUACGGAGGCACAACAUACACCGGAACGCAUCACAUGGAACGCCAAGCUCGAUCAGGUCAACAGGAAACAGGAGGACUCGAAGCACAAUGAGUCUGGGCUAGACGAGACACAUGUGGGGACCACCACAAAGAUGCCGGUUCCAACUGGUCUCCCGAGCCUCGACCUACAGCAAUCAGCCCCGCUAGAUGCCAUCGAAGAAAACGCUCUUGAGGCUACAGAAGAUAGUUCCGAGGACCUUGAACAAUCCACAAGCCCUGCUAUCGAGAUGAAUGCGCAAGCAACUGCCCAGAAGAUUGCCGCUCAUUAUGAAAACAAAGAAGAUAUUGUGGUGAUUGAGGAGGAUGCACUCACUCCAGGGACGCCUGACAGUAUCGACGGAGACUCGGAACUGGCUGAUCUGCACAAGUUUGUGCAACGCGCCAAGAGCAUCAAAGGACGGAGGGUUGUACAAGGUUCCCUGAAAGUGUUGUCUGCGAUGAAGAAGCGCCGUUCGGGUUCCAUGGGCUCAGCAACAUCAGACACGGGCUCACCGAUGGCAAAACAACCAGAGGCGGCAGCCCCAGCAGCCUCAAGCCCUCGCGUUCCACUAGGAGCAAAGGAUGCCAACAAGAGUCCGAGCCCAAGCAAGAAGCGGAAGCUCAAGAACGCCACCGCCAUCCAAGGCCCAUUGCCGAGUCCCAUUAAGAAGGCCAGCUCCCGCCUCGCCAUUCCCGACCUUGACGAUACCGAGCCGGCGUCCAAGCCUCGGAAGCGGCGCCGGGGGAUGGAAUCUGAGACGGACGAUAUCUUCAAUCCCGAGAUGGGGCCAGGCCAGGACCUGACCCAGCGAGGCUCAGGAAGUGCGCCUGGGGGAGCGCGCCGCUCAAAUCGGAUCGCCACGAGCAAGAAGACUCGCCCACCUGCAAACGCCAUCUCUGUACGCGUUCCUGGCUCAGGAUCACUUGACUUGGACAUGCCGGCCAUAUCCACAGCCGGUGUCACCAAUGCGGCUCGGGAUCGAAAAUUUGAGAAGGAUCUGGCCGCAGAGACCCGCAAGAACACUUCCAAAAACAAGGGCGGCUCAAUGCCGGUUCCCGUAGCGCUGGCCAUAAUGACACAGGUACCGCUGGUCGACGAUGAAGACAACAAUGAGCUCACCAAGUCUCUGGCGACCAUCUCACGCACUGCCCGCGCCAAAAAUGUCCGCUGGGCUGAAACCUUGGUGCGGAUCCAAGGCGAGGAUGACAACACAACUCUUGUUGCUGUUGCAGCUACUCCACCAGUAGAAGUUGGAGCAGCAAGCAAUGACGAGGACACCGGGCUACCAUCCCCCCCACGACUACGCCAUGUAGUCUUUGACAGCCCUGCCUGUUCAAGCAAUCCCGUUGUGGGCGAAACUUGUCAGCCUGAGAACGCCAGCAAUGAGGAUGAAGAGGAAAAAGUCGAGCCUGCACCCGAAAAAGCAUCCGAGGACAUGGCAAAAGGAAAAAAGCAGCAGCCCCGCCGUCUCACUCGCUCUGGCUCAGCAGCCUCACGACUGCCGACACGUGCGAGCGGGACGCCUGCUAAGAAGAAUGCUUUGCCUGUCCCUUCGAGGGUUGGUCCCAAGGCUCCUGUCGUUGGGACCGGGCCAGGUCGUGGCGGUGUGUCGGCGGCGACUAUUGCGAGAUUGGGAAUGGCAGGCCCUGGCACACCCGGGCCGAGGCGACGGGGACGUGCCGUCGGAUAAGAGUUACAGACAGAGAAAAGGGAGAAGAAUGUUGGGAAAUUGGCGAUGGGAAAGCUAUUGGCUCGCUUGUGCUGCUCUGCCAUGAUAAGGCUGGCAGCCAUUUCAACUUUGUUCGGUGUUGGAUGUUUCAAGAUUUCUAGUGGACCAGAUACCCUUGCAUGGCGUUGGGGAAUAGAUGUGGAUGGUGCUUUUAGAUCUGACGUAGAUUAAUUCACGUAUGCAGUAGACGG